CAGCUCCGGUGCCCUGUUUUCUCUCCCAGUGACAGCAGCGGAGGCGGAAGCGAGAGAGAGAGAGAGAGAGGAAUAAAUAAAUAUAUAUAUAUACGCUGUAUUCGAACCGGUCAGGUUAGGUUGUGCUGAGGUGUCCGUCAUGGCGUAGCAGAGCCGGGGGUCGCGGCACGGUCAACCACUCCCCGUGGUGGGGCAGCGCUUUCCCCCUUCAGGUUGAGGUAAAUGUACUAGCAUACAUUCAUAACAAUGGAGUCCAUGCUAAACAAAUUGAAGAGCACGGUUACGAAAGUGACUGCAGAUGUCACUAGUGCAGUCAUGGGAAAUCCAGUUACCAGGGAAUUUGAUGUUGGACGGCAUAUUGCUAGCGGUGGCAAUGGGCUUGCUUGGAAGAUUUUUAAUGGCACUAAAAAAUCAACAAAACAGGAAGUGGCGGUUUUUGUUUUUGAUAAAAAGCUGAUAGACAAAUAUCAGAAAUUUGAGAAGGAUCAAAUCAUUGAUUCCUUAAAACGAGGAGUUCAGCAGCUAACAAGGCUGCGACAUCCUCGGCUGCUGACUGUGCAACAUCCAUUGGAAGAAUCUAGGGAUUGUUUGGCAUUUUGUACGGAACCAGUUUGCGCAAGUUUGGCUAACAUACUUGGCAGCUGGGACAAUCUUCCCUCACCUUUACCAUCUGACAUCAAAGAAUACAAACUUUUUGAUGUAGAAAUGAAAUAUGGCUUGCUUCAGGUUUCUGAAGGCUUGUCAUUUCUACAUAGCAGUGUGAAAAUGGUCCAUGGCAACCUUACUCCUGAAAAUAUAAUUUUGAAUAAAAGUGGAGCAUGGAAAAUUACUGGAUUUGACUUCAGCAUCUCAUCUAUAAAUCCAUCUGAGCAAGAGCCAAAGUUCUCUUGUAAAGAAUGGGACCCAAAUUUACCAUCUUUGUGUCUUCCAAAUCCUGAGUAUUUGGCCCCUGAAUACAUCCUCUCAGUGAGCUGCGAGACAGCCAGUGACAUGUAUUCCCUAGGAGCAAUUAUGUAUGCUGUGUUUAAUAAUGGAAAACCUAUUUUUGAGGUCAACAAACAGGAUAUUUAUAAAAGUUUCAGCAGACAGCUGGAUCAGCUUAGUCGUUUGGGCGCCAAUAACCUUCAAGACAUUCCAGAAGAAGUCCGUGAGCAUGUAAAACUACUGUUAAACGUAGCUCCUGCAGUCAGACCAGAUGCAGACCAAAUGACUAAGAUACCAUUCUUUGAUGAUGUUGGGGCGAUGACACUACAGUACUUCGAUUCAUUAUUCCAAAGGGAUAAUCUUCAAAAGUCACAGUUUUUUAAAGGGCUGCCAAAAGUUCUACCAAAAUUGCCUAAGCGUGUUAUAGUGCAGAGGAUUUUGCCUGCCUUGACAUCUGAAUUUGUGAACCCAGACAUGGUCCCUUUUGUUCUGCCUAAUGUUCUGCUCAUUGCAGAGGAAUGUUCCAAAGAAGAGUAUAUAAAGUUAAUUCUACCUGAUCUCAACCCUGUCUUUAAACAGCAGGAACCAAUUCAGAUUCUGUUGAUAUUUCUUCAAAAAAUGGACUUGCUGCUAACCAAAACACCUCCCGAAGAAAUAAAGAACAGUGUUCUACCAAUGGUUUAUCGAGCAUUAGAAGCACCUUCAAUUCAGAUUCAGGAACUCUGCUUAAACAUAAUUCCUACGUUUGCCAACCUUAUAGACUAUCCAUCAAUGAAAAAUUCACUGAUACCAAGAAUUAAAAAUGCCUGUUUACAAACAUCAUCUCUUGCUGUACGUGUAAAUUCCUUAGUCUGUUUGGGAAAGAUUUUGGAAUACUUGGAUAAGUGGUUCGUUCUUGAUGAUAUUCUGCCUUUUUUGCAACAAAUUCCUUCCAAGGAACCCGCAGUCCUUAUGGGAAUUCUAGGUAUCUACAAAUGUACGUUUAGUCAUAAGAAACUGGGAAUUACAAAAGAGCAACUUGCAGGAAAGGUUCUGCCCCAUCUGAUUCCUCUCAGCAUUGAGAACAAUCUUAAUCUAAAUCAGUUUAAUUCCUUUAUUUCAGUCAUAAAAGAGAUGUUAUGUAAAUUGGAAGCUGAGCAUAAGACCAAACUUGAACAGAUCCAUGUUAUGCAAGAACAGCAAAAAUCUUUCGAUAUAACUAAUCCAAUGAGCCCACCUGAAGAAACAAAAGCCAGUAAUACAGGCAAUCAGAUUGACAAGGUGUUUAGCAGCCUAGGAACAGAUAUCUUAGCUAGUGGACCUGAUUGUAAAGAGAAUGGAAUGUUGACAAAUAAGAGAAAGGGAUCGCUUACACUUGAAGAGAAGCAAAAGUUAGCAAAAGAGCAAGAACAAGCACAAAAAUUGAAAAACCAACAGCCCCUUAAACCUCAGCCUCACACAGUUACUGCCCCAGUCAAACAGACCAAGGACUUGACUGACACUUUGAGAGAAAGCAUGGCAUCAUUGACCAGCCAGUCCAUCAACAAACCUAAAGUUCCCUCCUCAAAUAGCUUUUCUUCAGUUGGUAUUGGAAUGGGGUUUCCAUCCCCUGUUGAGAGCGCUAAGAGAAAUGGACUAAAUGCUAAUAUGGGAUUUCAGCCAUCUGGAUUUGGGAUGGGAAUUGGUACUACAAGCCAGAAUUACUUCAGUACUGCUGGUGUCACAGGAAUUGCCAACAUGAAUAUGAUGCCAGCAGCAAACAUGGCACCUUAUAGUCCUAUGAACACUACAGCUGCAGUUUCACAACCAGCACAACAAAGCAGACCACCAGAUAUGUCAGCUUUAGAUAGCCUAUUUAAGGCUCAAAAACCUAAAGUUAGUAUGAAUCAGUUGUCGCAACAAAAAACAAACCCAUGGCUUAAUCAGUUUGCACCUCCUCAGGGUACCAACAGUACUGCUUUAGGAACGCAGGUGAAUGCGAUGGGACAAUCUGGCUUUGGCUUGCAGGGAAAUCCUUUCUUUAGUCCUCAAAACUUCACACAACCAACAAACAGCAUGACAAGCAGCAGCUCAGCUAGUAAUGACUUAAAAGACCUCUUUGGGUAAUAGCUCUGAUUGUGAACGAGUUAAUGUAUCCUAAAUACCUGAUUUGAAGAAACAUCAUCUAGCAAAAUGGACAAGAGAAAAGCUAUUUCCAGGAUGUGACUUAGUAAUACACUUUCAUUUGCCUGUGCAUUUAAUUUUCUUAGGCACAAAGUGAUCUCUCUUGCCCCUAAUUUCAAAGUUUUGAGGUCAGGGUGUGUCAAUCCAGGUGCCCAGAGUUAGAAAAAAAAUUAAAACCGCAUACCUCACAACUUCAGAAAUGUGUCUUAUGACCACCAUGUAAUUUUACAAAUAAACAUCUUAACCAAUAAAAAUUAGCAGUAGGUUGUAAUUGCUGAUAAGCUGUUGGAAGACUUCAAACCCUGGACUCUUGUUGAUCCUGUAUGGCCUGAAUUUGAUAUGAUACUGAGUUCUAAAUACAUCUUGGUAUAAUGUAAUACCUUAUAGUAGGGUGCAUACAUUAGUCUGGAACUUGCUAUAAACAUACAAGAUUGAACAUGAAGGCACUAGAUUGCUACUUACAAUCUUCCCAACAAAAAAUAAGGUAUGUAGGAGUGAUAUUUUCCCAGUUGAGAUGUGCUCCUUAUCACUGAAAAAUGCUGCUUAGGUAACCAUGCUACAUAACCUGCCUCCAGUUGAUUAUGCCAAAAUUUCAGUCCCUACCAUAGAAGCCGCUAUGCUGGCAUGGUGAUAUUAAAGUCAGGUCUUUAAAAAAGUAAGUACAUAAUCAUGCUUAUGUCUACACUGAAAAUCUAGGCACUAAAGGAAUACAAGUCCAAAUUAAUCUGUUUUGGAUCAUCCUAGAAGCAAAUGUGAUGACCUUAGAAUUUAGUUUGAUCACAUUGAAAUUUGGCUUGCUAGUAGGAAAAGACCUUCAAUUCGUACUCCAAGUUUCUGGCUACUUCUAAGACGCAAGUAAGAGGUUGCCAUCGCUCCAAUACAUACUUCUUUUGAAUUUAAAUUUGAUCGCAUUCAAGAGACCUCAGUGAAAUGUUUUAGUUCAGAUGAAUAAAUUACAAAGUUGGAUGAUGCAGCAGUUGACUAAGACAGGUUGUUUAAUGUAUGCCAAAUCAUUGUAUACAUAGUGUUUAGUCUCUUUUGAAAGGCUAAUAUAAAAUUUUCUGCUGUCAGAUUUGGAGUGAACAACCAUUUUGCAUCUCUCUUUCAGGAUUCUUUCAAAUAUAAGUUUUCCCCAAAGUGGAAGCAACAGUUUAUGUGGUUAAUUAGCUGGGGGAUGAACUUUACCAGUCUCUACCCUGUCUGCUAUUUCUACUGUACAUUUAACUCUUUCUUUCCUGGGAAUUUUGAGAUCUUUCUUACAUAAUACUUUGGACUAUAGCUGGCUAUUUUGAAAAGGAAAGAAUUAGUUACCGUUUUUAUAGAAAGCCUACAUACUUUAUUUUUCAAAGCCUUUCACUGAUUGAAUCAUUUUCAUUUGCUGCUUAAGAAACCAAAGGUCCUUAUGCUGUAAAUGUGAGCUGUAUUUUGUUAAAUUAUAUUUCCAAUUUUAAGCUGUAAUACUGUUAAAUGUAUCUUAAGAACUUUGUAUUAUAGCUGCUGCCUUAGUACUUUUGUUUUGUAUCUCUGGGACCAGUGAUAAAAUUGUGUUGUUGUUUUUAAAAAAGAAAAACACACACAACACUUGUGUUAUUUAUGUUAUGUUAAUACUCUCACUGAAUAUGCUCAAUUAGCUACAUAACUGUGUGUAAAUUUAUGAAUAUUAAAUGUGUUAGGUUCCUUG
Messenger RNA from Zootoca vivipara (common lizard), 4747 nucleotides. It is a transcript of the gene SCYL2, whose product is annotated as SCY1 like pseudokinase 2. Gene Ontology annotation, biological process: protein phosphorylation. Lineage: Eukaryota; Metazoa; Chordata; Lepidosauria; Squamata; Lacertidae. The record is from RefSeq and is a predicted model, not a curated record. Gene Ontology annotation, molecular function: ATP binding; protein kinase activity.